Neohortaea acidophila is the source of this 447-nucleotide messenger RNA. Its product is annotated as putative histone 3. The transcript has 2 exons. The coding region runs from base 1 to 447 and encodes 148 amino acids. Gene Ontology annotation, cellular component: nucleosome. NCBI's taxonomy places the organism in Eukaryota, Fungi, Ascomycota, Dothideomycetes, Mycosphaerellales, Teratosphaeriaceae. Gene Ontology annotation, molecular function: DNA binding; protein heterodimerization activity; structural constituent of chromatin. The record is from RefSeq and is a predicted model, not a curated record.
AUGGCGCGAACGCAGACCACAGCGAAGGGCCGCGCAAGCAUGGGAGGGAAGAGCACACCGGGGCGGAUAGGCGGAAAGGCACCACGAAGAAGUGGAGGAGCAAUGCCAAUCGCAAGUCCUGGGCGGAGGAAACCACGAUACAAACCGGGAACGGUGGCGUUACGGGAGAUCCGACGAUACCAGAAGUCGACCGAGUUGCUCAUGGCCAAACUGCCUUUCUCGCGUCUGGUGCGAGAAGUCAGCAUGAACGUCGCGCCCUACAAUACCGCAAUCACGCGAUGGCAGUCGCAAGCGAUCCAGGCACUGCAAGAGGCCGCCGAAGCCUUUCUCGUGCACCUGUUUGAGGACACGAAUCUGUGUGCCAUCCAUGCGAAGCGCGUGACGAUUAUGCAAAAGGACAUACAGCUUGCGAGACGGAUACGAGGGGCUUGGGGUGGAUUGGGAUGA